Molecule: messenger RNA, 1890 nt
Organism: Anthonomus grandis grandis
Lineage: Eukaryota; Metazoa; Arthropoda; Insecta; Coleoptera; Curculionidae
Product: jerky protein homolog-like
Exons: 5
Coding region: 1-1890 (629 amino acids)
Cellular component (GO): nucleus
Molecular function (GO): DNA binding
Source: RefSeq, a predicted model, not a curated record
AUGCAGCGUACGGGUGCUAAUGAAAAGCGUAAACGCAAUGUUUUAACUAUUGAGCAAAAAAUGGAAAUUUUGAAACAGUCUGAAAAUAACAUAAGUGUUGCUAUUUUGGCUAAAACAUAUAAUAUUGGAAAACAAACGGUUCGUGACAUUGUGAAGAAAAAAUCCCAGUUACAGAGCUUUGUAGCAAAAGCGGAUAGUGCAAAAGCUAUUUCUGACAGGAAACCUCUAAAAGGGUCUACGUUUCGAGAACUUGAUGAUGCUAUGACCAAGUGGUUCUUGCAGAAAAGAUCAGUGGGGGUUCCGAUAUCAGGACCUAUGUGUACUAGGCAAGCUGAAAAGUUUCACAAAUUUAAAAAACGUCGUGGAAUACGAGAAUUAGCUGUUCAAGGGGAGAAAUUAAGUGCUAAUGAGGUAGCUAUGGUAGAAUUUUGCUAUGAUUUGGAAAAUCUCAUAAUAGAGCAUGACCUAAAACCUGAGCAGGUGUACAACGGAGAUGAAACUGGACUCUAUUGGAAAGCAAUGCCGAGAAGGACACUUGUUGUAGCCUCAGAAACUAGUGCACCAGGUUUCAAAGUAAGCAAAGACCGUUUAACAGUUUUAUGCUGUGCUAAUGCCUCAGGAACCCAUAAGCUUAGGUUAGCCGUCAUUGGAAAAUCCAAAAAUCCUAGAGCUUUUAAAAAUAUAAAAAGAUUGCCUGUGGAUUAUUAUAAUCAAAAGGCAGCUUGGAUGGAUCGAGCUGUACUGUUACUGGAUAAUGCGCCAUCGCAUCCUGAUGUAGAGCAACUAAAUUCAACAGAUGGGAACAUACUCGUAGCAUAUUUUCCUCCGAAUGUAACAUCUAUUGCCCAGCCAAUGGACCAAGGUGUUAUAGAGACCAUGAAGAGACUUUACAGAAAAGACCUCAUGCUGCAACUGUUGGGAGAAGAUGACAUUGUGGGGUUUUGGAAACGUCUAAAUUUGAAAGAAGCAAUUUAUGCUGUAGCUCGUGCUUGGAGUGAUGUGAAAGUGGAUCACAUUAAAAAAUCAUUUUAUAAAAUAAUGACUUUAGAACAUGAAGACGGUUCUGAAGAUGAAAAUCACUUAAAUGAAGGUGAGCUGUCCGUCGGAAAUAUAGCAACUAUUGCCUCACAAAUCAAAGGUUUAGAAGAAAUAGACAAUAAAGAAAUACAAGAAUGGAUAGAAUGUGAUCACCAAGAAACAGGGUAUCAGAUCAUAAAUGACGAUUAUCUACAUAACAAGAGCUCUGCAGAAAGUUCUGACAAAAGUAGUGAUGAGAAUGAGAGUUCUGAUAAAAAUGAUUGCGUCAUUAUGACGAGUCAUCGAGAAGCAAGGGAUGCAGUAAACAUACUUAUUCAAUAUUUUGAAGAACAGCCUGUAACUAAUGACAUUCAUGUGGCUAUAAUUGAAUUUAUUUUACUGAAAACUGUACAGGGUGUCCCAAUUUCGGUCCCAAAUCUCGAAAACCGUAAGAGUUACGUUGUUACGUGCGUUGAUCUGUGGCCUGCUGGUACUGUAAUAGAUGGCCAUAAAGCACAUCCCUCCCAGCAAAUAGCCUUACCGCCAACUCCAAUGUCCAUUGCUGCCCGAGCAGCCUCCGAUAACAUUUCAAAGCAAGAAAAGCUGAUUAAGAUCAACUCAGAUAGGGAAGCCAUAGCUGCUGGUAAGUCCUUAAACGGUGAAGCCGUCAACAUCAAGAUUGUGGAGAAAGCCAAUAACGAUAGUGGUGGGCUCCAUCUCGACCCAAUGAUCCCACCAAUAGUACGGCUCUCUCGUAAAUCUGGCAUGGAAAAUGAUCGUUACCUGUUGGCUAGACUGAGAGAUCCUUUACUCCUUAAAUCUCUCAGACUUUACCUGGCACAUCUACAUGAUACCGACGAGUACAUGUUUUGA